UCUUUGCUGCUGCUUGUUUCUGAUAUUCAGUUUGAAAAAUUGCAUGCCUUGAUCUCUGAAUACUGAAACAUGGAAACUCUAAGCACCACUCUACCAUCCAAUGUGAGCAGCAGUCUACCAAUCAAUACGACGUCUCCAGGGAGUGAAGGACAUGGGUUGAAGUCCUUGGAGCUGUUCAUCAUGGUGAUCAUCAUCACCAUUAUCGUCGUAGGUAACCUUCUGGUCAUCAUCGCUAUCGCACGCACCUCCCAGCUGCAGACCACGACAAAUAUCUUCAUCAUGUCGCUGGCAUGUGCUGACCUCAUAAUGGGGGUGCUGGUAGUGCCACCGGGUGCCACGAUAGUCGUAACGGGGGAAUGGCAACUCAAUAAGACUUUGUGCGAGUUAUGGACAUCGGUUGAUGUGUUAUGCGUAACCGCCAGCAUAGAGACCCUUUGCAUCAUCGCGGUGGAUCGGUAUAUUGCAAUCACGCGGCCUCUGCGGUAUAAACUGCUUCUGAAUAAGUGCAGGGCUCGAAUUAUCGUUUGUGUCGUGUGGCUGGUCUCGGCUUUAAUCUCCUUCGUCCCCAUUAUGAAUCAGUACUAUCGUGCGGAGGGUGACGAGAAAGCACAAGAAUGUUACGAAGACCCCAAGUGCUGUGAUUUAGAAAUAAACAUGUACUUUGCUAUCAUUUCGUCAGUGGUUUCGUUCUACAUCCCACUACUUAUCAUGAUUUUCGUCUACGCACGUGUCUUUCUCAUUGCCACACGACAGGUGCAGCUCAUCGACAAGAACCGUUUGAGAUUCCAAAACGAGUGCAUGGGAAAUCAGGCACUGCCGACGCUCCACGGCAACAACAACUUGCCUUCGACAUGCAAUAACGUCGGCGGAACGUUGGCAAGGCGGAAAAGUUCGCGAAGGCGACCGUCGAAAUUAACCGUCGUCAAGGAGCACAAGGCCCUCAAGACGCUGGGCAUCAUAAUGGGCGUCUUCACACUCUGCUGGUUGCCUUUCUUCGUGGUGAACAUCAUUAAGGUCUUCAGUCGAAGCAUGCUGGACCUGAACGUUUUUCGUUUCUUAAACUGGUUAGGCUACAUCAACUCCGGCCUCAACCCAAUCAUCUACUGCCGAAGCCCAGAAUUUCGUGCGGCCUUCAAGAAUCUUCUUGGCUGUCCCUGGAUACCCUCUCUGAAAAUGAACUUCCUUUACAAGGGGCUUCGGACUCGAUGCCCCUGCUUCUUGGGGUCUGCAGAGCCAGGAAUGCCUGGAUCGUUCCAGAAGCCCCCCAUAUCGCAAGAGACACUGCCUGAGGACGGGAGCAGCCAGAGCAGCUACAGGAGCGAGGAGCCGUCACCGGGACAGCCACACUCCAACGGAAGCACCUUCUUCAGUGAAUUCUCCGAAGCCGAGGCAGAGUUCUGUAACCUACAGGGGCAGGAUGGCUGAAAGUCUGUAGCACGGCUGAAAGAAAAGGACGCUGAGGAAGAAGCAGGCAAAAGGACUGACCUACGUCACAGUUGGCUGGACUUCCCCAGCAGAGACCACAAGGGCCCAGCAAAACAUCCAUGAAGCCAUCAGGGGAGCCUGCUCCAAAAAUGAAAGACAAAAGAGUGCACAGAUAUAACCACAGAGAGAAAAGCACUGAGAGAAAUUCCUCACAAACAGCCCGUCUAUGGAGAGAACGACUGAACUGGUACUGCUCAUGGAGGAGUGUAGCACGGAGCGAUCUGAAACGGCUUACAUUCUAUCAAGCCGCAGAGUUCUGGCGCGAUCCACUUCAGCCCGGUUUGGUUCGGUUUGUUUGGCAAAAAGCGAAUCAGACUAGCAGUUUCAGUGCUAUGUUCUGAGAAUGGACUACUUCAAAUACACAGACACAAUAACUCUUAAUAGACUCUUUCAGCACAGUGUGUUUUUUUAAAUAUAAAAAGUUUAGAUUUUGUACAAUAUCCUAUACUAAAUUAUUAUUAUUUAUUUUACUCCCUACAUGUUAGCUGUGAAUGUGUAAAAUGCUUGCAACAUUAAUAUAUCCGUGUUGUACAGGUUAACACUUCCAGUCCAGCCAACUCAAUAUAUAAGCUACAAGAUUUCCCGCUCUAAAACCCAUCUCCACUCCUGAGAACGUUGAGAGCAUGUGGACGGCUUCACCAAUUUGAAUGGGAGCGUUCGAAUUUGGUUGCUGUGCAAUUGAGUGCAAAUUGUGUGUAAAAUUGAAAACAGACAACAAGAGGA
Messenger RNA from Sinocyclocheilus anshuiensis, 2208 nucleotides. Its product is annotated as beta-1 adrenergic receptor-like. Gene Ontology annotation, cellular component: plasma membrane. Gene Ontology annotation, molecular function: epinephrine binding; beta3-adrenergic receptor activity. The transcript has 2 exons. Lineage: Eukaryota; Metazoa; Chordata; Actinopteri; Cypriniformes; Cyprinidae. Bases 70 to 1425 code for a protein of 451 amino acids. The record is from RefSeq and is a predicted model, not a curated record. Gene Ontology annotation, biological process: positive regulation of MAPK cascade; adenylate cyclase-activating adrenergic receptor signaling pathway; norepinephrine-epinephrine-mediated vasodilation involved in regulation of systemic arterial blood pressure.